AACAGAUAAAGAUAAAAGGCCCAAAUAAUCACAAAAAUCCUAGAAUCGCAUCGAACGGUUAGAAUCAAUCGAUAUCCAUCAUAUCAAUAUACACUGCACCGUAGCAUAUAACAACCCCCUGGGCUUCUCCAAAGUUCUGGAGUCAGAGAAAAUGAAGAAGAAACAAGAUAACGAAGAACUGUCUCGACUUCUGUAAUCUGUAUAAAAUACUUUCCACUCAAACAUAUAUACACAUCUCUAGAAAACAAGCUUAGCUAAAGAAGAAAGAUAGAAGAAUAUGGCAGACAGAGGAAUAUUCUUGUAUCCAUUUAGAAGAUUCCAAGAAUGGUCAAGAUCAACGGCUCUGAUUGAUUGGAUGGAAUCAAACAACUCUCAUAUCUUCAAGAUCAACGUUCCUGGUUACAACAAAGAAGACAUCAAAGUACAGAUUGAAGAAGGGAAUGUUUUGAGUAUAAGAGGAGAAGGAAUAAAGGAAGAGAAGAAGGAGAAUUUGGUGUGGCACGUGGCGGAGAGAGAAGCUUUUUCCGGUGGUGGAAGUGAGUUUUUGCGGCGGAUUGAGUUGCCGGAGAAUGUGAAAGUUGAUCAAGUUAAAGCUUACGUGGAGAAUGGUGUUCUUACAGUUGUUGUUCCUAAGGACACUUCAUCGAAAUCGUCUAAAGUUAGGAAUGUUAAUAUUACUAGCAAGCUUUGAUGUCUAAACCGGGUUAAACCGGUUUUUGGUUUUCUUAAGAUGAAUAAAAUUGGACUUUGUUAUUUCAUAAAUCUAAUGAAUUGCAGUAUGCCAGUAUGUAAUAUUUAGGAAUCCAAUAAGAUGUUAAUAUUACUAGCAAGCUU
This is a messenger RNA of Arabidopsis thaliana (thale cress), 834 nucleotides long. Its product is annotated as HSP20-like chaperones superfamily protein. The record is from RefSeq and is marked reviewed. Gene Ontology annotation, cellular component: peroxisome. The transcript has a single exon. NCBI's taxonomy places the organism in Eukaryota, Viridiplantae, Streptophyta, Magnoliopsida, Brassicales, Brassicaceae. The coding region runs from base 278 to 691 and encodes 137 amino acids. Gene Ontology annotation, biological process: response to heat.